GGGCUCUACCUUUGCCCGGGCCUAGCCUGGCUGCGGGAGGGUGCUAUACCUCGAUCUCACAGCCUCCCUCUCUCCCCAGUGCCCCCCAGCACCGCCAUGGAGGCAGACAUGAAGGACGUGGAGCUGAACGAGCUGGAGCCCGAGAAGCAGCCCAUGACACCCGCCAGCCCGGGAAGCCCGGAGAAGAACGGGGCCGUGAAGGUGAAGGUGGCCGAGGACGAGGAGGACGAGGGCGCCCCCAAGUUCACGGGGCUCUCCAAGGAGGAGCUGCUGCGGGCAGCCGGCACCCCGGGCUGGGUCCGGGCCCGCUGGGCCCUCCUCAUCCUCUUCUGGCUGGGCUGGCUGGGCAUGCUGGCGGGCGCCGUGCUCAUCAUCGUCCAGGCCCCCCGCUGCCGGCCGCUACCACCCCAGACCUGGUGGCACAAGGGAGGCCUCUACCGCAUCCAGCCCGUGAAGGCUUUUCGGGACUCGAAGGGCGGCAACGCUGGGGACUUGGCAGGUGUGAAGGAGAAGCUGGAUUACGUGGCAGCGCUGGGGGUGCAGGGGCUGGUGCUGGCUCCCCUGCAUGACACCAAACGUGACAGCCCCGAGGACACCGACCUGCAGAAACUCCACCCCGAACUGGGCUCCAAUGAGACCCUUGCCCAACUGCUCGAGGCUGCCAAGAAGAAAGGCCUCAAGGUGAUCCUGGACCUGACCCCCAACUACCAGGGGCAGCAGCGCUGGUUUGGCCCUGGUGUCGCUAACAGCACCCGGUUCCACAAGCAGUUCAAGGUGGGGGGGCAGGGACCAGGGCCUGUGGAGGCAGCUGUCAGCCAGGGGCUGUUUGGUCCCUUGGGCUGGGGGAUGGGGGAGCUGGGGGGCACAUGGGGUGGGGGAUUUUGGGGGAUGGGUCCAUGCAUUUCCUUCCUCUUCUCCCCGCCCCAGGACCCCCAGUUUGUGGCCGACUUGCACAACAUCACGCAGGAAGCCAGUGCCAAUGGCAACGCCAGGGUGUUCGUCGUGGGUAUCGAGGAGAAGGACCCAGGGCGCAUCUUGGUAUGGCUGAAUGAGACCAGCGCCGACCUGCUGGUCAGCCCCUACCUGGAGGAGUUAGGCCCCGAGCCCACGGGGGAGAAGCUGGCCGAGACCGUGAGCAACUACAUCAAGGCUGCAGGGGCCGCCUGGCCGGCUUGGAGCGGCGGGUCGUGGCACCUGGCAGACCUACUGGCCGAGCGCCUCCUGCCGCUCUACCACCUGCUGCUCUUCACCCUGCCCGGGACCCCCUUGUUGCGCUACGGCGACGAGAUCGGCCUGCGGCACUUUGCCAACAAGGUGGACCCCCCUCAAAUGCCAUGGGAUGACAGGGCCCCAGGCCCCGCCCCCAGUUCUGCCCCCACUCUCGCCCCCAGCCUCAACAGCACCGUCCAGGAGCAGAUGCUGCAGCUGCUGCGGGAGCUGAGCGAGCUGCGGGGCAAGGAGCGCUCGCUGCUGCACGGGGAUCUGGAUUCAGUGCUCCUCACGUCGGGGGCCUGGGGCUACCUGCGCCGCUGGGACCAGAGCGCCCGCUUCCUCGUGUUGCUGAACCCGGGGGAGGCGCGUGCCUCCGCCACCCCCCGCGACCCGCUGCAGCUGCAGCUGCUCACGGCUGGCACCGUGGAGCUCAGCACCUGUCCCCAGCGCCCGCGCGGUGACCAGCUCAGCCUGUCAGAGCUCAUGCUUGCUCCUGGCGAGGGGCUGCUGCUGCGCAUCCCCUACCAGGCCUAGUAGGGACCCCCCUUCCCUUGGCCUGGGGGGCCACAGAGCUCAUUUUCUGCCUUCCACAGAGCCCAGCUCCUUCUCCUGGUCUGGGGAACCCAUAGUUUCCCCCCCAGUUCCAGCUGAGGGACCCACAGCUGGCCCCUACCAACCUGGAAGACUCACGGAUACCGCAAGAGACCCACAGAGCUCCUAUCCCACCCCCUGGCCCCAGGGUCUGGGGAUCCCCCAUCCAUGGUGCAUGUACUGGGGUGGUGUGCGGCUGCCCCCCACCCCUGGGGGGACAGUGGUAUGGACAUGGUUAAUAAAACACUCCCUGCUUCUGCUCUGC
Messenger RNA from Alligator sinensis (Chinese alligator), 2068 nucleotides. It is a transcript of the gene SLC3A2, whose product is annotated as solute carrier family 3 member 2. NCBI's taxonomy places the organism in Eukaryota, Metazoa, Chordata, Crocodylia, Alligatoridae. Gene Ontology annotation, biological process: amino acid transport; carbohydrate metabolic process. The record is from RefSeq and is a predicted model, not a curated record. The transcript is spliced from 8 exons. Bases 97 to 1746 code for a protein of 549 amino acids.